UGAGUUGGAUAUUAAAGGCAUCAUGGAAAUGAAGAUUGCUGUAAGUACAAUGCAAACCUAAAUGGCUUUCUGUAGCUACUUCGAGACCAGCUAUCCUUCAAAACCCACUGUACUCAAUUCUUCCACGCAGGUCUUUUUUGCCCUAUUGGGAAUUGCGUCACUGGAGGCGCAAAAUCCAUUGGACACGAAAGUCACUUUGAACGGUGAAGAAAUACAGGAAGAUUCCAUUUUGACGGACGUAAAGUUGGACGAUGUAUUUGUCUGCUCCACAUCGAAGAUGAGCGAUUUGGUGUGGCGCAGAGGAGGAACCUCUGACAGCACUGACUCAAACAUUGAAAUACAGCCCGAUAUGAUCCUAGACCAGAAUGUGGUAACGCUAAGCUUUACCGCUUUCGUAGAAGACGGCAUUUUCAUAUGUGGCGUUUGCAACAACUGUGUGCGAUUCGCAAUUUACACCCCAAAUACAACAACGCGGGACGCUCUCCUGGGAGCCACCAGUGUUUUGGCUCUGCUUUUCGUGUUGUCUUUGACAUUGGCGCUUUACGCCAUACGAACAAAACUCCGCAUAGCGGAGGCCCUUGAUCACCAGCAACGGGAAAACCAAGCCCGGCGAGCCACCGCCAUCGAAGACACGGUCUUUGUCCGCAGGGUGGAUGGCCCUCCGCAGUACUCUCCGGACCUACCACAGACAGACAGGAGAGUACUGCCAGCGGAAAUCCAAGCUGGUGUGUGGCCAUCGUUCCGCCUGGCCCCCAGGUCGGCGGAGCGCAGAGAGGAAGUGCACGCUCUACACAGCAGAGCGUGUAGUGCCUCUCUGCGCUCCCAGUCACCGCAAGCAGCACCGUCGCCCGUGGGCCAGGCUCCAGCACUGCCACCACCACCCCCUGAUUCGCCUCCUCCUCAAUACAAGGAGGACGACGACUCAGAGACGUCCGUCUAAAUGCUCCCCCUUGUCAUCAUCAUCCCCAUCACCGUCACCAUCAUCAUCCCCCAUCACCAUCAUCACCAUGCCUCUCUUCACUCCCAUUCAGCAUUAUUUAUCUCAUAACUUGAUCUCUUCCGUAAUUUUCAAUACAAUCAUCUACAUACUUUAUCUGGUCAUCACGACCAUUUCAUCCAUAUAAUUAUGUGUAAUUUGUAAAAUUAAUAGUUGUUAGAGUUACAUGUAACUUGCUAAAGUACUUUUAUUGUUAUAUUCAUAUUAGUACUUUUAUUGUUAUAUUCAUAUUAGUACUUUUAUUGUUAUAUUCAUAUUCAUUGAGUUAUGCUUACAUUGUUAAAGUAGUCCAAAUGUCACUUCAGCUCGUCCUACUUAUUGCCAUAUUAAAAUCGUUGUCUCCUCGUCGAAUAUUUAUGCAUAUCAUAUUACAUUUACUUUUCUGCAUCUAUUGUUCCUCUCGUUUGCUAACAGUAAAUGUACUUCAGAUAUAAUCACUACUUGGAUGCAAUGAAUGGGAUUUACUUUA
Molecule: messenger RNA, 1466 nt
Organism: Sycon ciliatum
Lineage: Eukaryota; Metazoa; Porifera; Calcarea; Leucosolenida; Sycettidae
Exons: 6
Coding region: 62-940 (292 amino acids)
Source: RefSeq, a predicted model, not a curated record